GCUCAGCGCGGGGUGGGGCCGCUCUAACCUCCACCCGCUUUGCCGCAGGCGCGGGGCAUUGUGGGGCGGCAAGAUGGCGGCGCUCAGCGCAGGGCGGACUGCGGUCAGGGGCCUCCUGCGCGCCCCGCGCGGCCUCUGCCGGCCUCUGGGCGCCUCCGCCGCGCUGCAGCAGAUCCCGCGGGCCAAGUCAGAAAAUGCAAAGUCAGAGGGCACGUUCCAGGUCACCAUGCUGCCUGGGGACGGCGUGGGCCCGGAGCUGAUGCACGCCGUCAAGGAGGUGUUCAAGGCUGCCAGCGUGCCCGUGGUCUUUGAUGAGCACCACCUGAGUGAGGUGCAGAACAUGGCCUCGGAGGAGAAGCUGGACGAGGUGGUGGACUCCAUGAAGGAGAGCAAAGUGGCCAUUAUAGGCAAGAUCCACACCCCCAUGGAGUACAAGGGAGAGCUGGCUUCUUACGACAUGAGACUGAGGCGCAAAUUGGACUUGUUUGCAAACGUCGUCCAUGUGAAGAGCUUGCCAGGCUAUAAAACACGCCACAACAACUUGGACCUCGUGAUCAUUCGUGAGCAGACAGAGGGGGAGUACAGCUCUCUGGAGCACGAGAGUGCGAAGGGGGUCAUCGAGUGCCUGAAGAUCAUCACCAGGGCCAAGUCGCAGCGCAUCGCCAAGUUCGCCUUCGACUAUGCCACCAAAAAGGGGCGCUCCAAGGUGACAGCUGUGCACAAAGCCAACAUCAUGAAAUUGGGUGAUGGACUCUUCCUGCAGUGCUGUGAGGAAGUGGCAGAACUCUACCCCAAGAUCAAGUUUGACACCAUGAUAAUUGACAACUGCUGCAUGCAGCUGGUGCAGAACCCCUACCAGUUCGACGUCCUGGUGAUGCCAAACCUCUAUGGGAACAUCAUCGACAACCUGGCAGCUGGUUUGGUGGGCGGUGCAGGCGUGGUGCCCGGGGAGAGCUACAGUGCUGAGUACGCCGUCUUCGAGAUGGGCGCCCGCCACCCUUUUGCCCAGGCUGUGGGCAGGAACAUUGCCAACCCCACAGCCAUGCUGCUCUCGGCCUCCAACAUGCUGCGGCACCUCAACUUGGAAUUCCACUCCAACUUGAUCUCAGAUGCGGUGAAGAAGGUGAUCAAAGUCGGAAAAGUUCGGACGCGGGACUUGGGAGGUUACUGCACCACUUCUGACUUCGUCAAGUCUGUGAUUGACAACCUGCACCCCCACUAUGGUGCCUAGGAGCCCCACUCGCCCGCGGCGAGCCCUGGGACCUCACUGCGCUCUGCAGCAGCCCCCCCCCCCCCACUGUAGCUUAAAGCCCCACAGCCAUCCUUCCCCUGCCCUCGCCCUGGCUGCCUGCUCCCUGGGCCUCGGGGGAAGGAGGGGGCUUUCCUCUUCCCCAGCCCAGUGCCCACCCAGAGCCAUGGUGGCUUCAACUCCCUUCUCCCCAUAGCCCAGAGAGGUGCUGGGGGAGGUGGCACCCCCCAGACACACCCCAAGCAGGCAGCUCUGCAGAACAGUGGGACCUGGGGUCCUGCCGAUAUCUUCCCUUGCCCUCAGAGGCUUUAGCAAUAAAAAGGACCCCAGGGCUGAGGCCCUGUGCUGGGGGUGUGCAAGGGCAGCUGUUUGGUGGGAGCAUCCUGUGUGGCACAGUCCUACGUGCAGCAAAGGGAGAUGCAAGGUUUGAGAUGUGAGCUGCCCCAAGAACAAGGGCAGCCCAGAAUCAGCCGUGUGUCCUGUCUUUAUGAGUGGCUGGUGGCUGUGCCUGGGGCUGUGAGCUGAGCCCCUCUUCCCAGGGCAGCAGCUGCUCACAGCUCCCUGCUGCUCCUCCUGUGCUUGCCCAACCACGGGAAGGUGGGGGUCAGGUGGCCGCCUGGGCUGAGCCCUGCUGACCUUGCAGGGGGGAUGGGGCUGCAGGAGCUCUUGGUGGGACCACGGGAUGCUCUGCCCCACAGCUGUGUGUGUGAGUGAGUGUCUGGGACAUGUAUUUAACUAACUGUGCUUUGUAUUUUGUAUGCAAAUAAAGGGUCCAAAUGCUCCCCCCCACCCUGAUGCCAUUUCCCCACAGCACUGCUUGCUGCCUGCACCCCAAAUCACCCCACCAGCGUCCUGGCAAGGGGCAGGGCCUGUCCUGGGCUGCAGCUGGGACACAACCCCCUCCCUGCAAGGAGUGGGCAGAGCAGCUGCCUUACACUCCUCUCUUCCUUCAGCCAUCUCGUAGUGCAGCUGCUGGAAGCAGAAGCAGCAGCAGCUUCAGUUAGGGUUCUGUAAGGCAGAGGGAGCUGCGAGCCUGAGCUGUAAGCAGGGGCAGAGAUCCUUAGAGACAGUGCACAGAGGAGCACUCGCCAAAGCCCAGAGGGGUAGAUGAACACCUGCAGCACGUUGUUGGACACCCCCAGCCCUUCCCCAGCCACAGGGGCCACCGCCAGCCCAAGGCAGCUCAGGGCCUCUCCCUCCUCACUGACGCUGCCUUUCCUUGCAGGUGCGCACAGCAGACAUGGGUGGAUACGCCACGUCCCUGGAUUUCACCCAAGCUGUGAUUGGGGCCCUGGAUGUGUAGGGCUGCUGCUCAUCCUCUGGCAGCCCUGCUGCUCCCACUGCCUGCUCGGUAAUUUAUUGCUUCCCUGUAAUAAAGCAGCCUCUGCAAUGUAA
This is a messenger RNA of Phasianus colchicus (ring-necked pheasant), 2644 nucleotides long. Lineage: Eukaryota; Metazoa; Chordata; Aves; Galliformes; Phasianidae. The record is from RefSeq and is a predicted model, not a curated record.